Pocillopora meandrina is the source of this 15047-nucleotide messenger RNA. The record is from the annotation of a GenBank genome assembly. Lineage: Eukaryota; Metazoa; Cnidaria; Anthozoa; Scleractinia; Pocilloporidae.
GGAAGGUUUUUACAGUUUCCAAUAGAUCUUUGAAAGCGAAGGUAAUAUCGCGUUCUAUUUUUUCGUAUUUAAGAAAAAAACAGACUUUUCGUGGAUGUUCUGUGAAUACAUGGAAUGUGCGACCCAUCAUCUUGCUUCCGUCUGAUUUUCCGUUUGUUUACUUCGUUCUUUGAAAGCACGGAAAGCAUCCCGUUGGUUUCCUUUUUCUCGAAGUUGCAAAAACAAAGAGCUCUGAUGAGGAGUCGAAGGGAUCAGACCGAUGGUGACAUGGAAACAAUUAGAUCAGGUAUACAAUCCUUAGAGCCAGCGGGAAUACCUGUGAGUAAUAUCGGCGUUGGUUGUGAGCGCAGUAUGGAGAGGACGUUAAGUACGGCUUCAGACAUCGUAGUGCGCCCUUGGGAUGGAGUUCCGAAUCAGGAGCCUCACUAUUUUACCUUUGAAGUCUCGUGGGAGGUUGCCAACAAAGGUAAGUCUCACGUAUUCUUGUUACAUAUUCACUUUUUCAAGACGGCAGGGAUGCUAAUUGCUUCCCACCCCCUGCGCUGUUUGACUUGGUCCAGAACUAAAGUUAAUAAGUAACGUUAAUAUUUUGCAUCUCCUUGCAAAGCAUUGUCAUCUUUCAUGCACUGACUAUCUGUGAUGUUCGCUAGUGAUUGUUGUAAUUUCCAAGUCGUCAGAAAUCUGACUUUUUUCAGAGGCUGCUUACAGACGGAGCGAGCUUAGCACAGACAUUCCUACUUUGACCUCGAUUGGUUUCAUUAUUGCUUUAAUUAAAGUAGUAAAUCCCUCCUUUUUUCUUUGCUACCAUUGACAGUCUCUUUCCCCGAUUGCCACGAAAGGCUCGAAAGCGCAGCCAAUUCGAUCAGCUGAUGUUCUUGUUUGUCGACGUCAGAAUUUGUUUAUUUUUAGGUGCGUGACUGUUUAAUUUCUAAUGAUCGAAUGACACUAGGGAGUAUUCUUAUAGUUAAAAAACUGGUGCUAUUGUUUUGAACAUCGUGAAAAAUUGAUGCUAUAAAUUAAUCUCAUGAAUUACGUCUGACUCUUUCUUCAUCAUUUACUGAAAGGAACUUAUUAUCAUAACUUUUAAUUAAUUUCUUAAUGGUUAGCAUUUUUUGUAUUGUUUUCUUAAAUUGUGCAUGACAAUAAACUUGGCACAACAUACAUGCAAAUGUAGAUGUAGGUGAGGCAAGUUUGCUGCUUGGGAAAUUAUGGUUUGAGGAAAAAGUUGAUAAUACUCAGUGUCCCCCCUUUUUUCUUUCCAAGUAAUCCUUGCACCUGUUAAAUUCUCAAGAAUUUUAAGUAAUUUUGGUGGUAAUAAAAAAUGCUACAGUUGUUAAAUUUUACUGGCUGCCUCCUGAAAAGGAGAACAAUAGAUAUCAGGGAUGGGUAUAGUCAGUAUCCCUUUGAGAAGGGUGACAAAUAGAACAUACUUACCAAACUGAUCUCUCUUUACAUGUGAGAUAUUCAUAACACCAAAGUAGCUCUGAGCUAAUUUGGCACCUGUUUGAUGUCCUGGGAAAUUGAUCUUGGUUGGGUGGGUAGUUGCUGUAAAAAAGUUUGGAUUUUUGAUGAAAUUUCUCAAAGAGGCAAAUCUGGUUGCCAUCUGAUCCUUGUUCAUUUCAAACACAUCAUCUGGAAACAGCAGACAGCUGGUAGGAGGCAAAAUGAUUUAUGAUAAUUGUAACAAGGUUAUUAGCUUCCUUUUUAUUGGAUAGAGACCUAUCACAAAGCCAGCUAAAUCAUGGUUUUUUUUAAAAUUUAUUUUCUUUACUGCAAGCUGAGCAAUGCCUUCGUGGCCAACUAUAUUGGAAUUUCAUUCCUGUCCCUUUCAUUUGGGAGUUUCAUCUUGUAAGAAUGUUGUUGAAAUUUCUCUACAACAAAUUUUUAAAGGGCCUUUUGCUACCAUGACAGCAUAUAUUUUGUACAAUGCAAAAAAUUAUAUGUGGCUUUUUGUGUUUGAAUUUAGUUGGUGGGAUCUACACUGUGAUCAGAUCUAAGGCACCUGCUGCAGUUGAUGUACUAGGAAACAAGUAUUGCUUGAUAGGAAUUUAUAAUGAUCUGCAGUGCAAGACUGAGGUCGAAAUGGUGGAACCUGAAGACCCUGCCAUUAAAGGUGCUAUUCAGGCCAUGAGAGACAGUGGUGUAGAGGUAUGAGACAUUUAUUACUUAAACCAAAAGAAAAAACUAAGUGAAUGGUUAUUAACUGAGUCAUUAAUUGUGUUGGAUUUUAACAAAUCUGGGUUUACUUUUCUAAAUUGUUGCACAGCACUGUAAAGUCAGGUCACAUCAUUAGACAUGGGACCUCAUCAGCCUUGUCCAGAUGGACAGAACAAUGUAUUUCUACCUGUCUCUCUUUGCAAGAAUGCUCUUAGGAAAUCCUUUAAAAGCCUAAAGAUGGAUUUAAAAUUAAAAAAAAUUGAACAGGUGCAUCAUAUGCUGGCCAUUCGCAGAAAUUUUUGAGAGCUCAUUAUAGUUUCUUUGGCACGAAACCACUAGGAGUAUUGCCACAUCCCCUAGAUGGGAAUUCCCAGUGUAUCACUGGUUCCUUCCCCCCAGAAUUUCAUCAGGCUUCCCAAGCAGUUUGCCAGUACCCUGUACACUAAUGGGUGGAACAAGGCUUGUAAGAGUGAAAUGUCUUGCCCAAGAACACAGCACAAUGACCUACCAAAGUCUUCAACCUAGACCUUGUGUCGCGACAGUACCAUAUCUCCCCAAAUAACUUCAUUUAGUGAUUAUAAAAUUGGAGUGUUCAUGUUUUUGUCAUUUUUCUUGCAGACUCACUUUGGAAGAUGGUUGAUUGAUGGAUAUCCCAAGGUGAAUAGAUUAAUAGUUAUUUGUUUAUCAAAGUGAACAUAUCAUGAAAUCUUUUACUUGAUUAAAAUAACAUACAUGGUUUUUUGAACAGCUAUCAGUGAUAAUUAUGGACUUCAAGUUUCAUUGGAAAUGUUGAUAAAUAUGAAAAAUUGAAUGCUCUUCUCUCUCUCUCUCUCUCACACACACAAAUUCCAGAAAAAAGAAGAGAUUUCUCUUAGUUAUUAAUAUGAUUACAAGUUAUGGAAGUCAUAAAAUUUGCAUUCAAUAGUUAUGCUGUAUACAAUAUCAACAUUUAGGUGGUUCUUUUCAACAUUGGCUCAAUUUACCACAAGCUGGGUCAAAUGAAGAAUGACUUUUGGAAGAAAACUCACAUUGGUAUCCCUGACCUUGACACAGAGUCUAAUGAUGCUGUUGUGUUGGGAUUCCUGGUUGCACAGUUUAUUGGAGAGGUGCAGUAAUGUUGGAGCAUAAGUGCCUAUGGCUUUAUAAAUUUAAAGAUUCUUCUUUAGAUAUAACAAGGAAUGGGAGACAAACAGAACACAAAGGGGAAAAUUGUUGAGGGAAAGGGGUUUGAUUAAGGGACAGGGGGAUAAAAUUGGUGUGCUUUUUAAUUAGAAACAGAUUUUGAUUGGUUCUUACACGUGACCUAUUAAAGGAAAUAGGUAUAAAUGACAUCACUAUUUAGAAAUUUUUGCUUUUUGGUCAUAUAAAACAAAUAGAUUUCAUGUGGCCAUGGGUCUGUACAGUAAUAGAUCAGGAAUGUCAAAAUGUGUUAAGAACAUCAGUGACACACUCAUCUGUGCCUUGUGUGCGAUUGUCCUGUUCUUACCAUAUUUUGACAUCAUCUGUGAUCUAUUAAAUUAAUAUAUGGGUGCAGACACAUGGAAUCUGUUUGAUUGCUGAAUUCUACAAGGCAAAAUGUCAAUUAACCAUAUUGUAGUUUAAUUAUGAAUGGUCAAUAAAUUGAUGCAGUAAUGUUUUUGUUCUCAGUUUCGCACUAGAUGUGAACCUGACCUGCCUAUAGCUGCACAUUUCCAUGAGUGGCAGGCUGGGGUGGGAUUGGUUCUCCUGCGCAUGACAAAUGUAGCUGUGGCAACAAUUUUCACAACACAUGCAACGCUGUUGGGCCGUUACCUUUGUGCAGCCAAUGUGGACUUCUAUAAUAAUUUAGAUAGGGUAAGUCAACCAAGUUUUUACUCUGUGAUUUGUUAACUUACUGGUAACUACUUUUAGUAAUAGAAUGUUCAGUGUUCUGUGAGCAUAGGGUAUCAAAAAUUGUAAAAACUUGGAUAAUGCUUUUAGAUUAAUGUAUGGUACAAUAUAAUCAACAUGCCUGAUUGCCAGCAACAGAUGUGUUAUUUUAUUUUGGUCUAGUACAAAAUGCAUUGAAAUGGUAGAAUUGUAUUGCUUAGCUUGAUGAAGUCACUUCCAAUAUGCCUCACAACAUCAUAAGUACUUGCUUAUAGUCAUCUUUGGAUGAUGAACUCAGGUUCUUACUUUUCACCUCUUGAAAUAUAAUGCUUUUGCUGUGAAGUGUGCAAAUGUAAUUAAUACAGCUGUUGAAAACCAGCAUUGAAGGGUCAGUUUUCACAAUUAACUGCAUAUUGAUCAUGACAAGUUCCUCUUAGGUGAUUAUAACCAGCUGACAUCAUCACCUGAGAAGAACUUGUCAUGAUCCGCAUACAUUAAAAAGCUCACAAUUAUUCUACACAGUUGAGCACAAGUCGUCUAUUGGCUGAAUUUCUCAUUUCACUUAAUAUCAUUGCAUUUUUUAGCAGUAGAGUUUCAAAUCUAUUGCCAAAGGUUGCUCUGUGUUGUAAACCAAAGAAAUCUUUAUGUGACUUGCUUGAAACUAUCCUAAAUUUGUUUUUCCUUUUCAUGUUUGCUGAUUGUGUUCAUCAGUUUGAUGUUGACAAGGUUAGUAGGGAAUGUAUUUCAUUAUUGAGUAAAACCUAUGUUUGGGUCUCUUUGCUUUCCUUCCUUCCUUCCUUGUACUAGCCUUUUGAUUUUUAUUUCAAAUUUAAAGCUCUGCAGCAGUGACCUGAUAGGUUGUCUCUUCAUCCUGAUUUCAGGAAGCUGGAGAUCGCAAGAUUUAUCAUCGUUACUGCCUUGAGCGAGCAGCUGCAAACAAUGCCCAUGUAUUCACUACUGUGUCACACAUCACAGCAGAUGAAGCAGAGCAUUUACUUAAAAGAAGAGCUGGUAAGUCAUGUGGCCACAUUUUUAUGGCUGUCACUAGAGAAAUUUGACUAGAGCCUCAAGCUUUUACUAUCUGUUAGUGAAAGUGGCAUUUUGUUUCUUAAUUUCUGCAUCAAAUUGAAUGGAUGUAAUGGAAAAGAUAAACCUUAUCUAGUUAUUUUCAGAGAUGUGUUUUCUUGCUUGAUAACAUUAAAAUUUUUUUGGUGAUAAAAGUUCAAUAUAGUUCAAUAAGGAUACAUUUUGAUACAAUUUUUUUGUUCUUUUUUCAGAAAUUGUUCUACCCAAUGGUCUAAAUGUUAUCAAAUACACGUAAGUAUUUUCUUUUUGUUCUUCAUUCUGCACCUCUAUUUUGUGAUUCAUCCAAGGUGUAUUUAUUUAAAAAUCUUUGUUUUCUCUCUUUUUCAUAAGAAAGCAAACAUUUAUGGAGUUAUGUAUUAAUUAAAAGUAAUUGACCUCAAAAUGAACAUUAGAUCUUUUUAAAGUACCUGAUUAAAUAUGAUUAUAACAUAGCUAGUAAAUUUUUGUAAUCAAAUUCAAUUGCGCAAGCAUGCUUCAUAUUCCUAUUGUGCACACUCAUGAUGUCAGCAAACAAAUCCCUCGAGAAAAAAAAUUUUCCAUCUGGUUGAAAAUGUUAUAAAACAAUUGGUUCAUACAUCAGCUGUACAUUCAUUGAGAUAUGAAGCACUUGGGAAGUUUGAAGAGUACUCAAGAAGCUAGAGUUGCUCUUGGCUAUGCCUCGAGCAACUCUUCUGCAUCUUUGUGCUCUCCAAACUUCCCGCCUGCUUCAUAUCUCAAUGAAUGCACGCUGACAUAUGAACCAAUUGUUAGCUAUGUUGUUAAAUGGAACACAAAAUCACCAGAAGCUACAAUUCAACUCUUUAAGAAAAACCUUAAAUGUCGUUCUCUAAAUCAAAGGAAAAUGAAAAUGACAUGUAAAAUUGCUGUGAAAGAUGGUGACCAUGUGUGAAUGUUAAUUACUAAAAUAUUUUAGCAUCAAACUCAAAAGUUACAGCAACACUUUUCCUCCCCACAGUCAACUUGGGUAGGAAUGAAAGGGUUAAUAUUGAUUAGCCAUAGUUUUGACAGAUUUUGUCACUGGAAUUUUAUUUAGAACACAUAGUAUGGACAGUGUACAACAGUACAAGUAAAAAAUUACUAGUUAUGUGAAAGAUACUGCAUUAAAAUCCAUCUUUUGGUUAUUAAACUUGUUUCUAGAUUUUAUUUACUUGAAAAAGGAAACCAGAUUUUUUAACAUUUUUUAUUAUUUGUUUCAACUUUUUUUAGAGCUCUACAUGAGUUCCAAAAUCUUCAUGCCAUUUCCAAAGAGAAGAUUUGUAACUUUGUGCGAGGUCAUUUUCAUGGGUAUGUAACAUGGAACAUUUUUGAGUUAAUUGAUUAUUGACAUCUCAGUUUAACCUUUUUGUUCAUUACCUGCUUUAGUGUGGUUUUUAGCUUAACACCUCAACGUUUUCAAAUAACAUUCAUUUUCAGACAUCUGGAUUUUGAUAUGGACAAGACAUUGUUCUUCUUCAGUGCUGGGAGGUAGGCCAUCAUUCAUCAACCACUUCCUAACUCUCAGAUGUGAUCAGUAUUAAAUUUCUCCACACUGUUGUAAUAUAAUAUUCAACAAGCAGGUGAUGGGAAUGAACCAAACCAUCAGCCAGAGAGUGUUAUCCUUAACCAAAUCCAAAACCAAAUUCUCCUUACUGACUGACAAGGAAAUGUAUAAAUGAGAAUUACAUGUUGAAAUUAUAUAUUUAAUUAUAUAUAUUGGAGUUCCAGUUUGAAUAUUACAUACGGGUCAAGAGAAACCCUGUGAUAUAUGCUGUCUUUAUCUAUACAAAACUUCUCUUUAGGUACGAGUACUUCAACAAAGGAGCUGACUUGUACAUUGAAGCAUUAGCCAGGCUUAAUCACCUGUUAAAGGUAUUUUUUGCACUGAUGCUGUUGCAUGAUAUUGAUAACAACAACAAUGUUGAUGAUGAUAUUCUCAUGUUUUUAGAGGAGAUAAAAAUUGUAUCAACAGUGUUCCUCUAACUAGAGAUAAAUUAGUAUGAAAUUAAAAAUUGAAGAAAAAGGUAGGUUGUUCAUGAUGUAUAUGAAAAAAUGAUGAAUGUUGAUUUAUUUGUAUAUUUUUGAGACAAUUACCCAACUGCAAAGCAAAAACAGGUGUAUUUGUAGAUUUGAUAGCUUCCUAGAAUUGUGAAGCUUGUUAUUAUCAAAAGGAAUGCGUCAGCUAGAUAGAUGUGAAAUUAUUACUCAUAGCGAUCUUACAGUAAUAAAUAAAUCACUUGAUUUAUGUAGCAGGUGGAGUCAACAACUACUUUGACCCUAUCUCUGGGUACUUUUGAUUUAUUCUUUUAGCGGUUACCUUGCAGCCUACACUUUCUCAAGGUUGAAAUUCCCCGAUUUUUUAUCGUGAGUGUGCGGCUUUUCUUGUUUUCUUUCAGUCCAGUGGCAGUGAUGUUACUGUAGUCGCAUUUCUAAUCUUUCCCGCGCGGACUAGCAACUUCAAUGUUGAUUCACUGAAAGGACAAGCUGUCACUAAACAGCUCAGGUGAAAACACUGUUCCUUGGUUUGGUGAUUUAUUGUAAGCUAUGUAGUGUUAACCUAUAAAUUUUUCCGGUUGUUGAAUAUUUUUUCACGGCUAGAAAUGGAUAUGAUUAAUACUGCAGCAAAUAAACGCACUCACUUGCCAUAGAAAUACUACUCAGGCGCGGCCAAACCCAUAGUAAUCGACAUAGUAAUCACAACGGCCAAUCGGGAGGAAGGAACAUAUCUUUAAGAUAGCCAAUGAGAACUCAAAAUAAGAACAACCAAACUACCUAAAGCGCGGGAAAACGCGGGCGUCCAAGUCCUAAUUGGUUUCAGUUUUGCAUCUGAUUGGUUGAGAAAGUCGUGCGAGUUUUCUGGACCAAUCAUAGAGCGAAGAAAAGAAAAACCAAUGCAAUCGCAGAUUACUUUCGACACUCAAUUGAAAAUUUCCGUUACACUAGUGCGUAAAUCUGCCGUGAAAUCGUAACUUAAUAGUUUAUUACUCUUCGUGCGUUAGUGUAGUAAAAUUACUAAUUUAAGUGGUGGUGAUUAAUCUGAUAAUGAGAAUACUUAUUAUGAUAAUAAUUUGUAACGAGAAUGAUCAUAGUGAUGCUGUUUAUGAAAGUAAUACCGAUGACAAGUGUAGUGAUAAUGGUACUAGUAAUAACAAUAACGAUAACAAUGAACACUCUGUUUUCAUUCACUUCUAUGAUUUGUUCCCUCUUCUUAGUGACACAGUCUCUGAAAUCCAAGAUAAAAUUGGAAAACGGAUAUACGAGUCUUGUCUUGGGUAAGUCCCUGUAGCAUUAUGUCGGUGGUGAUCAUGUCAUUUUGUUUCAAAGCUUCUUUCAUUCAUUGUAGGAGGGAAAAAAAUUGCGUGGUCGUUUUUGCAUUCAUAUCUGAUCCCUGCGCAAGAUUGCGAGGUUAUCAUAGUCGCAAUGAACCCUGAAAAAGUUUGUUUUCCAUCCUGUCGCAUGAUAUAUAUGUUUAGGGGUAGGAAGAAUUUGCAAAUCAACCGCCCAUAUUCCUUCAGAGGUCGAUUGUCUAUAUCGAAAUCGGCCACUCGAGAACCGCAGGAACGAAUAAGUGUAUUAAUUAACUUCGCCACUAUUCACCUCAAUUCUCUUAUGAUUAAAGAAUUUGAAAUAUUUUAGUUGUAAACCGUUUAGUUAUAACUAUUUUCAUCUUGAACACAGGGGAAAGCUUCCAGAUGGCAAUAAGCUUUUAGAGGCAGAUGAGAUCAUCAAGCUGAAGAGAUGCAUCCUCGGCGCCAAGGUAACAUUGACUGGUUUUUCUUGGCCGAAAAAAUUGCUACAACAAUACAAGAUUUGAAACAAUAAUUAAAACGUACUAUCAUGUGCAAAAAACACUCUAAUUAGUUUUCGAGCAAGAAAAUGGCGCAUUUAUUGACACAGUAAUGUCUUGAAACCAAGUAGUCACAUCAACCAAUCAGGGUUGACGUAAAAAGGAACUUAUCAGAAAUGUGCGUCAACAACCUCAAGCGCGAGAAAUCGCCAGUGACCAAGUCGCAAUUGAAUACUUAUCAGUCGUAAAUAAUCAACAAGACUACUUACACGAAAGGAAGUGCUCCUUGCGGGUGAACUGCAAUUUAAGCUACUGCGGAAAAGAAGCCUGAAAAAAUUCAGGUUUCGACAGGAUUCGAACCCGUGGCUCCAGAUACUAAGGUAUUUUGAUAUUAUCAACUGAGUUGAUAACGUAAAUUGGCCACCAUUAAGAGUUUCAAAGAUGACGUUUCGAGCGUUGGCCCUCCGUCAGAGCGAUUCAUGAAGGAAGAUGGAGCUACGCUAUCAUUAUUGAUUAUUAGAUUAUUUUUAGAUUAUUACUGAUACCCGUAUCAACGAACACUUUUCAUUCACUGAUUUAUUCUUGGUUUUUUUUUGUUACCAUGUUCCCACUAAUAGCGUAGCUCCAUUUUCUGCAUAGAAACACACACACAACCCACGACUCCCUAUUCGCUCUGACGAAGAGCCACAGCUCGAAACGUCAGCUUUGAAUCUCUUUACGGUAGCUAAUUUACCAAAUUACCCUGUUGUACUCUCUCACCCGGACGCAGCAGAUACUAGUUAGGCGCUACUACCAACUGAGCUACGAAGCCUCAUGUUGGGAGCGAGGUAGAUUUGAGAGAGGUCAUCUUUCCCGCAAAGGAAUCUCGUCACAGUUUAUUUCAUUUUAAAAUUAUGAUAACACAAAAUACGUCUCUGGUAUAAAGCCGGGCAGCAUCAUUCAUUUUUUAAACUUGGUGUUUAUAAACUGUGUUAAUCUUAUUAUUCGUAACCAUCUCUGUCUCUCAAUACUUCAUUCGCGUUUCUCGACUUUAGUGGCUCAGCUACGAAAUUAAUAGAUCGAGACAUGGAUAAUCAUUGCUAAAUUAGUUCAAUUAAAAUAUUUGACGCUUGGUUGAUAAUUUGCAGCGUCCAAACCUUCCCGCCAUUGUAACUCACAAUAUGUUAGAAGACUCUGUGGACCCCAUUCUGUGUCACCUUCGAAGGACAAAUCUUUUCAAUAAGCCUGAGGACAGAGUCAAGGUAAGUCUUUAUUCAUUUCUCUGUUCACAGUCUCCUGGCAGUCAUUUCUUAAUUCUUGCAUUCUUUCCAUAGAAAACGCGUUGCUUGACGUUUGACAUUGCAACACGUGGAUGAGACUGUUUAUGUCUUCUACACAACAUCCUGCCGAGAUGUUUCCGAAACACGCACCUACAUUUCCACUCCCCUCCCCUCCCUUCCCUCCCCUCCCCUCCCCCCCCUUCCCUUCCCUUCCCUUCCCUUCCCCUCCCUCCCCCCCUUCCCCCCCCCCCCUCCCUUCCCCCCCCUUCCCUUCCCCCUCCCCUCUCCUCCCCUUCCCUGCAGUCUUGAACUCAGGACAGUGAUAAAUAACUGACUUUUUUGUUUUGCUGUUCUUCUCUUAUCUUAGGUUAUUUUCCAUCCUGAAUUCUUAUCCACCAUUAGUCCACUUCUUCCCAUUGACUACAGCGAGUUUGUGCGUGGCUGCCAUUUGGGGGUGUUUCCUUCUUAUUAUGAGCCUUGGGGUUACACUCCAGGUACAACAACCUAUUUCUAUUCUAACAUUAUAGGAUCCAUUUAUGAAUUAUCAAAUGUUAUAUACACAUUUGCUUUUGGAUAAUGGUUAGGCUCAGGGUUUUAAUUCCUACUUUUCAUAUUCUUGAAGUGUGAUGCUCUGAAUCGAGCACUUUAUUUUAGGAUGAACACAAAAGUGAUAUGGAAACAGUCUUUGGCUUGAUUUACCUGUCAAAAAUAUCGUUACUAUUCAGUUCAAAGAAACUAUGUUAGUAAUUUUGAGAUCUUUAGGAUUUGAACUACGUAGGACUCGUGCAUCUAAAAAUCUUUCAAAUAUUUUAAUUUGUGCCUUCAAAUCACGAAAUGCAUUUGAAGUCAAGCGAUUCCUCACAUUGUUCCUUUAUAAAUCUCAUGAGAGACAUAAAUGGCUCGUCGCAUCGUUAGAUAUCUUUGUUUGUUUUUGCUUUUCCUUGUGUUUUGCCGAUUAUUUCUAAGUUGUUAAUUGGAUGUCGCAUUUGGUUGACGAUGGCACAAUAUUUUGACUUUCCUUUGCACAGCGGAGUGUACUGUGAUGGGAAUCCCCUCCGUGUCCACUAAUCUGUCAGGAUUUGGUCGGUUCAUGGCAGAACACGUGACUGAUCCUACAUCCUACGGCAUUUAUCUUGUGGACAGGAGAUUCAAGUCAGCUGAAGAGUCAAUUGACGAACUCACGCAGGUUAGUCAGUCUGAUUUGCGUUACUCGGCUUAACUACGGAACACCCAGUCAUAUUGAGCACCAUCUGUGUUGCUAGCUUGCCUCAGGUAAAAACUGCCCACAACCCUGCCAACCCCUAAAAUUCCUUUUGAGUCCUUCUAACCCCAAUCCACCGCGUAAUCUCAACUGAAAAUUCUGCUAUAAUUAAAUGAAACCUUGCAUUUGACAGAGCAGCCCCCUCUAUUUUCCACUAAUGCAAUGGUGUGCACGGAAUUUUUUUGCUUGUUAUGAGAGCGCAUACAGUGCAUUCAGUCGUGAGAGAGAAAAAAAAUACAACCAGGGUAAUCUUUCAGCACUCUAUCCAUAGAGAUGGCCUGUUGUCUAUUGUUUUGUUUCCGCUGCGUUUUGUGAAUCUUAACACACCAUAAUCUGUGAUGCAAAUUGCAUGAAUGUUAUAAGGGGAUGGCAAGUUAUUAUUGUAAAGCUAUUAAAAAUCGAGUGUCGCAAAACGAAAACCAAGAUGUACAAAACUGAGGCGCAAGAAAACUUGAAUUUUCGCAAACAAUCAAAAAGUGAAGAUAAGCUAACUGAAACCAGUGCAAGCCCGGAUUACUUCCCAAAUUCAAUUAAACAAUCCCCUGGUCCGGAUCAUUCUGUUGCGUUCAAGGUCACGAAACUCUCCUCUCACAGUGUCUCUCUACCACAUGUAGUAUGAACAAAUUUUUACAAGCAAAUUGUUAGGAAAACUGACGAUAUGUAGGGGGUAGCCUUCAAUAGACCAGCAGUCACCUCAUGCAACAGAAUUCGGAGUAAGUUCUUUUUUGCUGUGCGAGUCAUAUCCAGACUAAACUCAGUUCUAACUGAUUCUAUGGUGUACGCUCUUUGUUUCAGUACAUGAUGAGCUUUUGCAAACUGACAAGAAGACAGCGAAUCAUUCAGAGGAACAGGACCGAGCGUCUUAGUGAAUUAUUGGAUUGGAGGAGUCUUCACCGGGUGAGAUCCCUUUCACUUUCCGGAGAAAACUAAAAACUGAUUGCUUUGUUACAAUCAGUGCUCGUGAAAACUUAACCUGCGAGCAGCACGAGUGUUUUUUCUCCACGAUUAUGUUUAAGGCGAACCUGCGAGGCUCGCCUUGUUCAAGGCUUCAAACUUUCUCUAGGGCAAGGAAACGCUCAUGUUGCAGCACUUUCAAUGAGGCAGAAAAAACCUUGCGUUGCCGACCAACUGGCCAGCGGAAUGCUGCAUAUGACCCAUUGGUCGAAAGGUCUGAGUUCCAGCCUUGCUUAUCUUUUCAGACCGUGCACUUCGCUAUGACUGACCAUCUCUCCAUCCAGAAGUGUAACUAGAUACCAGCACUCCGCUAGGGAACUUUAUUCCUUGUAGUGUCCUGCGAGGGAUUCCUUUCCAGGAGGAGUGAUAAUACUUCUGGUGGCUUUGUGUUACAGAAUUAGGAAUAAGCUCCGGCAGCAAACCUGUGUACUGUGAAGUGAAAACUGAUCUAAAACUCCUGUUUCUUGUUUCAGUAUUACACCCGAGCACGGUUACUUGCCUUGCAUCAUCUUCAACCGGACAAAUACGAGAAGCCGAACAUGACCGAGGAAGCGGUGAGCUCCCAGUGAUGUUGGUUAAUGGGUAAUUAAUGCUGUCCUCUUUUCAAGCUUGUAUACUUAUUUACUGAGGUAGAGUGACGCUAGAAGGAAGUGUUGCAGAAUACAUGUCUCACAUGCAAAAAAGAAAAUUCGCCGCAUUUUACAUAUUUAUGAGUAUCCUGUUCCGCAAGAGAAAGAUGAUUUAAGAAUAGAUUGUCAAAUUGACUUUCAACCAAUAAUUAAAUGACAGAAAGUAAUAUUGUAGAAUCUUUUUUUGGCGUUGUCCCCUAUACGCCGCGUCCCAUUUAACUUAAAAUAAAAUUUUCGAAAUUUUCAAGACUUCGUGGUCAUAUGAUAAAAUGCUUAUUGACUGAGUGAGAGAGCCGGACGGGAAAAUACUUGGUUCUCAUUCACGACGCAUGAACCUUGUUGUGCUCGGUCUGUACGUCAUGAACUCGAGCCAAAUACUCAUAAAUAUGUGGGAUGCGGCGGAUUUUCUGUUUUGCAUGUGAGACAACUCAGCAAAAUCUUCUUCUAGCGUCAUUCUACGACCUGUAGUUCUUUCUGAUUUCCGUACUUAACUAUCUUUUGAAACCAAAAUAUUAUAAAACAGUUAUCAAAGUCAGUGAUCACAGCAGCUAGUCAGAACAAAAUUAAAUAUCACAUGGAGCUAAUCUGCUGAUGGGAAUUUACAGUAUCUAUAACAAAGUGAAGGACUAAGCGACCUUAGGAGGGUGGUGUGAGUAUUAAAGAAAAUACAAAUAUGGAUAACUGUCCCAAAUUACUUACAGCAUUGAAUUGAAAACUUCUAAAGCUACACGAUCGGUUAACAAUGGCAUGUCAUGACUUCGCCUCGCACGGGAGGUGUACAAAGAUGAUUUGUGUAGAGCUGACGGAAGCAUUCCUCAAAUGUUCCUGUAUCCUGACAAAACACUAAAUUAACAUUUUGUAUAACUUUUUCUGCACUAUUUACCGAUAUAGGACACUUUUGAACCCCGUAAUCGGUAUGUAACAAAGCUGGGCUUGAUAACUGUUUAGUUUUUGACCGUUUGAACCUUUAUUUUUUGUUGGCGAAGCAAAGCAUUUUUGUACCAUUUAAGUUGAUUUGUGAUUGAUCACAUGACUGUCAAUUAAUUUUUGGACAUUAAACAUUUGAUGCUAUUUUUCAGCAAUCGAAUUUCACUUAUCCACGCCCAAGCUCGGAACCACCAUCUCCAGUCGCUUCCGAAUGUGGCUCGGACACUGGCGAAGAUGAAGAAGACACAAAGCAUCGACUCUUCAGUGAUUAAACUGUUUCCCUACGGGAAUGGUUUUCAGUAUGAAUAAGCAACCUCUCCUUCACAUACUAAAAUGGCGUGCACAAGUAUUCCUGCAAUAACUUAAAAUCCAGACAAAAUUUAAAACAAGGUCUCUACUACGCUUUAGUAAUAUUAGUGACUCGGUCUAAUGCUAGUCAUCGUGACUUCAGUCGAUUUUUUGUAGCGCAUUCUCUCAGCGAUGAGUCACACUAUCUCUUCAACAUCGGCGUGACCAAAAUUAUUGGUUGAGCUGGGUACCGAGCCAAUUUUUCAUUAUUUCACUCAAUUAUAUGAAUAACGCUAAUCUUUGAAAUGCGUUCUUUGAAGAAUAUUAUGUGACAUUUAUAGAGUGUUCUAAGUUAAGUUAUAGUGAACUGAAAACCAAAUUGAUGCCAGUUGACCUGCAAUUCAAGUAGGGAACAUAUUUAAGAAGAAGAGGGGUGGUGACGGUGGGUCUUCUUUCAAAGUGAAAAUUCGUGGAAACAACAAUAGAAUUUAUGACAAGAAUUCAAUUGACAUUGCUUUAAUACAUAAGUAUAUGGCGAUGAGUAUUUCGUGUGAGGGUGAUAAAUGGUUAGUUUUAAUAUUCAUCUGAGUUUUUAUAGGGAAGGCAGUUUAUUUAUUUAAGCUGUUUAGCGUCAAGUUGUAAUAUGUAAUUGAAUCCUUUACUAAACAUAAACAUCUUUCCUUUUUUCUUUUGAACAACAACAAACUGAGAGAAAUGAUAAUUACUCAUUGAGAUGAUAUUCUUGUAUUACGCAAAGGAUGCAAUCAGCGAAUUUAAUAGAAUAUAUCGUUCACAAUUGGUGACACUUCUCCGUUUAUUGUCAUCUAAACUUUUUCUCAUCUAAACUUUUCACUCUCUUUAGCAAAGCCUUCUGG